CGACUGGCGCAGCACCAACUUCCGGCAGAAGCUCGUCAGCCAGAUUGAUGAAGCUAUGAGGAAGGCUGGUGUUGCCCACAAUAAAUCCAGCAAAGAUAUGGAGAGUCAUGUUUUUAUGAAGGCCAAAACAAGGGAGGAGUAUCUUUCCCUUGUGGCCAGACUGAUUAUCCAUUUUCGAGACAUUCACAAUAAGAAAUCUCAGGCUUCGGUCAGUGAUCCUAUGAAUGCCCUGCAGAAUCUAACAGGGGGUCCCCCAGCAGGGGCACCUGGGAUGGGCAUGGCUUCACGAGCUCAGGGGGCACCCAUGAGUGGGAUGGGUGCCCUCGGCCCAAUGGGACAGCAGAUGAGUCUCCCUGGGCAACAGCAGCCUCCUGGGACCUCUGGGAUGCCCCCUCAUGGGAUGCCUGGUGUCUCUACAGCUACUCAGCAGACCCAGCUUCAGCUUCAGCAGAUUGCUCAGCAGCAACAGCAGCAGCAGCAACAGUUCCAGCAGCAGCAGGUGGCUUUGCAGCAGCAGCAGUUCCAGGCCCAGCAAUCAGCCAUGCAGCAGCAGUUUCAGGUGCAGCAGCAGCAGGCAGCAGCGGCUGCAGCAGCCCAGCAACAGCAGCAGCAACAGCAAAUGCAACAGAUGCAACAGCAACAGCAGCAGCAGCAACAACAACAGGUUGCUCAGGCACAACAGUCUCAGCUUCCACCACAAUCCCAGCCUCAACCCCAGCCCAUGGUGUCCCAAGCACAGGCAAUCUCAGGACAAAUUCCUGGUCAGGUUAUGCCUGUCACUCUCACACCACAACAGUUAAAAGCAAUGCAGGUAAGAGCUCAGCUGGUCCAGCAGCAGCAGGCAGCAGCAGUGCAAGCAGCUCAGGCCCAAGCUGCUCAGAUGGGAGCUGCAGGACAGAUGAUCACCGCACCUAUGGCCCGAGGUGGGAUGCAAAUAAGACCACGGUUCCCGCCUACCACCGCUGUGUCUGCCACGCCGCCAAGCUCCAUUCCUAUGGGCGGACAGCAAAUGCCACAGGUCAGCCAGAACAACAUUACCAUGAUGUCAUCCCCAUCCCCUGUCCAGCAAGCUCAAACACCCCAGUCGAUGCCUCCUCCACCGCAGCCGCAGCCAUCGCCCCAGCCAGGCCAGCCAACCUCCCAGCCAAACUCAAAUGUCAGCUCUGGCCCUGCUCCAUCACCUAGCAGUUUUCUCCCCAGUCCAUCUCCACAACCAUCCCAGAGUCCAGCAGCUGCACGAACACCUCAGAACUUUAGCGUCCCAUCCCCAGGUCCAUUAAACACUCCAGGAAAUCCAAAUUCUGUCAUGAGUCCAGCCAGCUCUAGUCAGUCAGAGGAGCAACAGUAUCUGGAGAAACUCAAGCAGCUAUCAAAAUACAUUGAGCCACUCCGGAGGAUGAUCAAUAAGAUAGACAAAAAUGAAGAUAGGAAGAAGGACCUGAGUAAAAUGAAGAGUCUUUUAGAUAUCCUGACUGAUCCUUCAAAACGGUGCCCGCUGAAGACACUACAGAAAUGUGAAAUUGCUUUAGAGAAGCUCAAGAAUGAUAUGGCUGUGCCUACUCCACCGCCUCCCCCCGUGCCCCCCACCAAACAGCAGUACUUGUGUCAGCCGCUGUUGGACGCCGUCUUGGCCAACAUCCGUUCACCCGUCUUCAACCAUUCCCUUUACCGCACCUUCAUGCCAGCUAUGACUGCGAUCCACGGCCCGCCCAUCACGGCCCCUGUUGUUUCACCUCGAAAGCGGAAAUAUGAAGAGGAUGAAAGACAGACCAUACCAAAUGUCUUACAAGGGGAAGUUGCAAGAUUAAAUCCCAAGUUCCUGGUGAACCUGGACCCCUCCCAUUGCAGUAACAAUGGCACAGUUCAUCUCAUAUGCAAGCUAGAUGACAAGAAUCUUCCAAAUGUCCCACCGCUACAGCUCAGCGUUCCAGCAGACUACCCAGAUCAGAGCCCUCUGUGGAUAAAAAACCCCCGACAAUAUGCAGCCAAUCCCUUUUUGCAGUCAGUGUAUCGGUACAUGACUUCAAAACUAUUGCAACUUCCAGACAAGCAUUCAGUCACUGCACUCUUAAACACCUGGGCACAGAGUAUUCGUCAAGCCUGCCUCUCUGCUGCAUAACAUCUCGCUUCCUAAACCAUGAAGAAAGAAAUAUGGUCUCGACAGCUGGCCUCUCUUCCACACGUGACUGGCAAAUCACAGGCAUUUUGAGGAGGGUACUUCAGAAGAAAGAAGCCUUAUAUUAUUUUGUUUCUAGAUGUCAGGUUCAGAACAGAACCUGGUGUUAGAUUUAGCUUUCAUGUUUUUUAUCUUCCGCCUCUGUGGACUUUUGCCAGCAUUUUCAAAUAUACAAAUAUGUAUAUAUGGUUCUUGAGACUGUAUUAGGAGGAGCUUUUAUUGUCUUCUUAGAGAAGAAAUUAUUUGUGGACUUCCGUCAGGGAGUCUGACUGGUAUAAGAGGAAGCAGGGUGAGAACGUCCUAAUUUGCUUCAAAAUUUGCCCAGUGCCAGUACUCCUUUCACACUGUGUAUUUUGUGACCUGAUAUUGCCCACAAAUAAAUUAGCUGCAGCUAGAACGUGCACACAAACUUCCCAGUGGUUGCAGGGAUCUUUGCUUCUAA
Messenger RNA from Tinamus guttatus (white-throated tinamou), 2618 nucleotides. NCBI's taxonomy places the organism in Eukaryota, Metazoa, Chordata, Aves, Tinamiformes, Tinamidae. The record is from RefSeq and is a predicted model, not a curated record.